AAUAAACGAAAACAUUUUCUUCUCCACCACACGAUUUCUAUGCUAAUCAGCUUAAGAAUUAGAUUAAUGCAAGAAAUCUUUACCCCAGUUUGGAGAAUCUCUCUUCGCCAAGUCUCUCCACACACUCAACUUGUAACUCUUUUUUCUCUCUCUGUAUGUCGCUUAAAAAGCUAAGCAACUUUCUCUCAUGGAGUCGCUGCUUACAUCAUCAAGCUUAUCUCUUUACCCUUCUUCUCCUCCUCUCUCCUUCCUUAAGCUACCUUCUUCUAUCCACCACAACACGACCAUCUCCUUCUCCUGUAAAGCCUCCUCGAAUCCUACACCUGAUUCCAAUGGGAAUAAUCGGUUUAUCAGAACGAUUAAAGGCUUGGUUUCGUCUCGGCAAUGGAUGUCGCGUUUUCGAGCUUACAGAGACGAUACGGCAGCGUUUUCGGCCGGAGAUUUGAAGCAGAACGGUGGUUUAGGGAUUGCUCUUCUGAGCAUCACGGCGUCUGCUAAGGUGAAGAUCAGUCCUUUCGUGGCGACGCUCUCGGCGAAUCCGACGUUCGUGUCGGCUGUGUUCGCGUGGUUCUUUGCGCAGACGAGCAAAAUGGUUAUUAACUUCUUCAUUGAGAGGAAAUGGGAUUUGAGUUUGUUGUUUGCUUCUGGUGGGAUGCCUUCUUCUCACUCGGCUCUGUGUAUGGCCUUGACGACCUCUGUUGCGCUUUGUCAUGGCGUUGCGGACUCGUUGUUUCCCGUUUGUUUGGGGUUUAGCUUGAUUGUCAUGUAUGAUGCUAUUGGCGUUAGACGCCAUGCCGGUAUGCAAGCUGAGGUUCUGAACUUGAUUAUAAGGGACUUGUUUGAAGGACAUCCCAUUAGUCAAAGAAAGCUAAAGGAGUUGCUUGGUCACACUCCUUCGCAGGUUCUUGCGGGAGCAUUGGUUGGUGUUGUGAUUGCUUGCUUUUGUUGCCAAGGCCCACCUCGUCUCAACCUAAGAUCUCAUUAAGUUUUGUGAUUGUUUUUUUUUUUUCUUAUUCGGUUCAAUUUCUGUAUUAGCAGAAAAAAAAAACUCUGUGAUUUGAGUAUUGCUUAGCAACAUGAUUUGGCUAAGAUUUGUAGUUGUAUCAUAUGUUGUGUUCAGCAAUAGAGAGAACUCUUGGAAAUGCCAAUGAUACCUUUGUUUCAUGUGCCU
Messenger RNA from Brassica rapa (field mustard), 1171 nucleotides. RefSeq lists its product as uncharacterized. Lineage: Eukaryota; Viridiplantae; Streptophyta; Magnoliopsida; Brassicales; Brassicaceae. The record is from RefSeq and is a predicted model, not a curated record.